Caenorhabditis elegans is the source of this 1247-nucleotide messenger RNA. RefSeq names its product DUF7774 domain-containing protein (gene F33D11.2). The transcript is spliced from 7 exons. The record is from RefSeq and is marked reviewed. Bases 87 to 1214 code for a protein of 375 amino acids. Lineage: Eukaryota; Metazoa; Nematoda; Chromadorea; Rhabditida; Rhabditidae.
AAUUCAUUCAUUCCUAUUUUAAUAUCAUUAAAUUUCUACAAAACGGGCAAAGCUUCUUCUCACAUUACACUGUUUUGAAGUUAAAAAUGAAAAAAUCAAAAUCAAAAACGAGCACGGGAAAGAUUUCGAAAUGGAUGAAAUUCUUCACUGGUGGUAACAAAUCACCGGAUAGUCGAACAGAACCAGAGACUGCUAUAACUCCACUACCGCCAAGCCCGGCUCCUGUCACACCAGUACUCGAGAAUGCAAAACCAAGGACUAUCAGGAAACAAAAGAGCACGGCUGAAAUUGAAUUGGAUUCGAAACCUGCCGAACCGAAAAUCGUGAAACAACCUAUUCCUGCUGCAAAUCUGAAAGGUCAACUCGGAACAAAACGUGAGAAGAAGGCUGAAAAAGUGAAGAGUGAAUUGGUAGUUCCGCAGGCUGAAGCUCAGAAAAACACACCAAAAUCUGUAGUGGCAAGGAAAAAGGAAACGAAGGAAGCAAAGGAUGCAAAGGAAGCAAGGGAAGAGCUAAAGAAAGAACAGAAAGAGCAGGGUAGCGACUUUGAGGCAGUGGAUGGCCCAGCAACUCCUUUACUAACCGGUUCAAAAGGAAUAAAGGAUAAAAUGCGUUGGAAGAUAGAUGUGGAAGGUGUUGAUAUCAAGGGAGAUCAAAAGAUGACAGAAGUUCUUGAGAAGGUCUCCAUAUUGCGAUCGAGACUUGAAGCUCGGAAAGUAAAACUUUUGAAAGAAAAUGAGAUGGGCUUAAGCACGACAACUACAACUCCAACUGAGGAAGAACCGGAGCCCACAGAGGACACAAUCAUUAACUGUGCUCGAGCUCUUCAAGUUGUCAAACUUGAAUCUUUGAUUUCAAAAGAAAUUUCUGAAGCCGAUCAGAAGAUUCUUCGUGGAUACUGUCGUAGUGGAGAUCAAGAGGAAAAAGCUGAGAUUUCCAUUGAAAAGAUUGCAGUCGCUGUUUUAAAUGCAGUCGUUCAGAAGAAUGAAUUCAUUCGGCACGUUGUGGUUUCAGGAGAGUUAAGGAUGUUUGCAGUCGAUGAAAAAAAGGCAAAAGUUCCAAUGAUGGCGUUGAUGAUGGCUCGUAAAGAUCUCACUUAUGUUGCCUGGGCAAAAUGUAACAAGGACGUGGAGAACACUAUUGAUGGAACUUGGGCUGGUAUGGCGGUCAAGAAAGGCUCAGGAGCUCAAUCGAUUCAUAGCACUCCGUUUUGAGUUCAUAAAUCAAUAAAUUAUUUUUAUUCGAAA